AAUUCAAUUCAACAACAUGACCUGUAGUGAUUCACUUGCUAAAAAUUUCCUUUGCACAGUGAACCAUACCAUGAUAUCAGGUAUAACCUGAUGGCUGUUGUGGCCGAUGGAAUGACAAUUUGUGAGGAAAAGCUAAAACGUUUGAGUGCAGAAAGAGAGAACAUAUUGGAAUCAUUAAAAAAGUUUGACCCCGCCACAAGUCAAGACUCCACAUCAACAACCACCUGUACAACAGAGUCUAGCUCAUGUUCAACAACCAACACAUCAUGCGACAAAACACAGAGCACACUUACAACGGUCACUGCAGUGACGGUCUCACCCACAGUCGCCUUGACAACGUCAGGGGGAAUCACCUCCAAUGUUGCCAUGGAAACAGAUCUGAGCAAAACUCCAAAUGACUCCGCUGAGACCUCGAGACUGCACAAAGCAAACAAGGAAAUAUCUGAGUCGCCUUCAACUGUCGGCGAACAAGGUCAGGAGCAGACGAGCCAAACCGCUGCGAGUAACAACAAUUCUGUAUCGGAUGAAGCUUCAAGGAAGGAUGCAGAUGAAGAUCACGUGUCUGCUCCAGCACCUGAGCCUCCGGUGUCGCCAACAGGAAGUCUGCACUCAGAUUCAGGCGCAUCUGCAACUGGGGAGACCACUGAAACAGCGCCUUCAGAGGACCAGGCAGAUUAUGCAGAGACUUUCUCCUUUUCUGAUUCUGAGACAGUGGCCAGCAGUCACGAUGGAAGAGCAGGCCCAGAUGACUCGUCCAGUGAUGUGGAACAUGCUGAUAGUGGAAAAGGAAUUCACUCAAAACACAAAGUCUCUUUUCAGGGAAUUUCGCAGCCGGAGAAUCAAGAGGUUUGCCAUAGUUAUGGCUUUUCUAUUCCACUGAGCGAAUUAGCAAAGAUUUCUGCUGAAAGCCAGGUAAGCCAUACUCUUGUGGAUCACAGUCGUCGGACGCACGACUAUGAUCCAUUUAUCAGAACGUUUCUCACCAUGUUAGCGGAGCAAGGUCAUUUUGCUCAGCUUGUGGAACAACAGACAUCACUCAAGCGACGACUAACUCAGACCAAACCACACUUAAAGCAGUUGAAGCGAGUGUAUAAACGAAAGAAACCGAGAUAA
Molecule: messenger RNA, 1113 nt
Organism: Orbicella faveolata
Lineage: Eukaryota; Metazoa; Cnidaria; Anthozoa; Scleractinia; Merulinidae
Biological process (GO): ubiquitin-dependent protein catabolic process; protein deubiquitination
Cellular component (GO): cytoplasm
Molecular function (GO): cysteine-type deubiquitinase activity
Source: RefSeq, a predicted model, not a curated record